AUGCUAAAGUUUGUAAUUUAUGGAAAAAAUGGUGAGUGGUCUCUUCCAGAUCCUAUGGAUGAUGUUACUCAAAACGCAUGGGAACAGGUCUCCAAGUUCAAGAUUGUGCCUGAUAGAGAGGAUAGGGUCAACUGGAAAAUUGAGAAGAAUAAAGCCUUCUCCAUUAGAAGCUUAUACUAUGGUAUGGCUCCUAACCCUAUAAAAGUUGUGUGGUACAAGCUGGUGUGGUACAAAGGUUACAUUCCCAGGUAUUCCUUUAUUGUCUGGUUAUGCAUGAAGAAAAGGCUUUUGACUAAAGACAAGUUAGUGAAAUGGAAGGUUAUUGACUCAGACCUUUGUAGCCUUUGUGGUAGAGGGAAAGAGACCCACUUCUCUUGUAAUUUCUCCCAGGGCAUUUGGAGAAAAGCUCUGAGGGACUUGGGUUUUGACAAACCUACUUAUCCUUUGAACAGAGAAGUCGAUUUUUUCCUCAGAAGAACUUCUGGUAGAUCAAGUGAUUCUAAAGCCAGGAAAGUUAUGCUUGCUGCAACCAUCAACUUUAUUUUGAGAUCCAAGAAUGAAGUCAUUUUUAACCAGAAUAGUCUGUCAGAGGAGCAAGUAUGGGGGUAG
Molecule: messenger RNA, 609 nt
Organism: Mercurialis annua (annual mercury)
Lineage: Eukaryota; Viridiplantae; Streptophyta; Magnoliopsida; Malpighiales; Euphorbiaceae
Exons: 1
Coding region: 1-609 (202 amino acids)
Source: RefSeq, a predicted model, not a curated record